UACAGAGAUAGAGGAAGAGCCACAGAGGGUGCAGUUCACGUUAGCCUCACUGUUAGCAGGCAUCGUUGACAAGUGCUUCCCUCUGUGUGAUUGUAAAACUAAUACCUGUUUACUAAACCAGGGUUGUUAUCGAGGCUCUUCGACGACCGCUUCGCCAAGAUGAGCUUCUUGUUUGGCAGUCGCUCAUCCAAGACUUUCAAGCCGAAGAAGAACAUCCCAGAGGGCUCCCACCAGUACGAGCUGCUGAAACAUGCUGAGGCCACACUGGGCAGUGGGAACCUGAGGCAGGCUGUCAUGCUGCCUGAGGGAGAGGAUCUCAAUGAGUGGAUUGCUGUCAACACGGUGGAUUUCUUCAACCAGAUCAACAUGCUCUACGGCACCAUCACUGAGUUCUGCACAGAGACCAGCUGCUCUGUGAUGUCUGCAGGACCAAGGUAUGAGUAUCACUGGGCUGAUGGCACCAAUAUUAAGAAGCCCAUCAAAUGCUCCGCUCCCAAAUACAUCGACUACCUGAUGACCUGGGUGCAGGACCAACUGGAUGAUGAGACACUUUUCCCUUCCAAGAUUGGAGUUCCCUUCCCCAAGAACUUCAUGUCUGUGGCCAAAACCAUCCUGAAGCGUCUGUUCAGGGUUUAUGCUCACAUCUACCACCAACAUUUUGACUCUGUGAUGCAGCUGCAGGAGGAGGCCCACCUCAACACCUCCUUCAAGCACUUCAUUUUUUUUGUUCAGGAGUUCAACCUCAUCGACAGGCGAGAGCUCGCUCCACUGCAGGACUUGAUCGAGAAGCUUGGAUCCAAGGACAGAUAGACAGAUUUCAUCCAUUUUUAAAACCCUUUCUUUUUCCUCCUUUGUCCCUUUCUGUGACUUCUGCUACCUCUAUGACUUCUAGUCUCAACUCUUACAAUCUGUGCCUUCUUCCUUCAUCAACGUAUGUACUGUACUUCUCCUUUUAUUCCCCUCUGUGGUUUAAUACGCUGUCUUUGAGCCCCUUUCUUCCAUGUUGCCACUCUGCAUAGUGUAGUGUAGUAAGAAUAUUUUUUUACAGGACUGUGGUUAACCACUCUGAGAGCAACCUACUGAAUUUUAUAUUGGACCAAGGACAUUUGGAAGAUAAAGUGAAAACCAGCUUCUUCAGAAGAGGGUUAACAGUGUUUUAAUUGUCAGAAUACUUUCUAGUUAUUGAUAGGCCAUUUUCUUUGUUUGGUAACUUUGAGCUAUAGUUAUUACAGAGACUGACCAAAUAUCCCUGUAUUAUGUAGAUGUCUAUCAUCAGUGUACUAUGGAGAGGAAAGAUGGCAAGGAAAAUAGUGACAUGAAACCGGUCUCUGAUGAACACAGCCUGACAGUUAUGUAUCAUGUAUUUUCAAUAUAAAGACAGGCUCAAAAAGCACCAGAAUAUAUUAUGUAGGUCUCUGUCACAAGGCGGUCGCUCUUUGACACAGUUACAUGUGAAGAGAAGCGCUGAUCAGACGAUACGAGACCUCACCAUGAAAAAAAACCACCACCAUGGACUGCAUUAUAGCCGUUUCAAUUUGGAAGCGCAAUAUUGUGUUUUGCCCAUUUCCGGGCUGUUUUCUUAAAUCAUCCUGUCAAGAGCAUAAAAUAGUCUAAUGUGAAUGUUUUGGUUUACUUUUAGUUUGUUUUUGUGGUGCCGAAAAUGUGUAGAACUCUGCAUAUUUGAUUUUUCAAUUCUGGUACUGUUUUUUUUCUCACUAAAUAAUUCCCCCCUAGAUUGUAAAAUAAAGCAAUAAUGCCCCUGUGCAUGAUCAAGAAAAGUGACCUAAGGUAUAUGUAGUUUUUCCACAGAUGUCUUUCUCUGUCUUUGUGCAUGUAUCAUGGUCAUUGACUCCUCUUAACUCUGGCUACAACAGCAGGGCUGUUUAAUAUGCCAUCAUUUCACAAACAAAUGCAGAAAGUAUUCCUAUAAAUUGUUUGGCAAACUUUGAGCAAGGACAUCGACCCAUAACAUUCUUCCUGAUUGGACAUCAAUUAAUUUCAGACAAUCAUUUAUUAAGAGCUGUCUUAUAACUUGAUGCAUCCACAGGAACCAUUCAUUUGUUCAUUUUGUGCUGUUAUACUUUUUAAGAUGUUGAAAGCCUUUCAGCAAUGUGAAAAGACAAGUUGUUAUGCUAUAACUGCGAUGUAUCCAUGUUUAGGUCCUUUAGCUGCUUGGUAAAGAAAGACAAAGCCAGCACCCAUUUAAUUCAUCAUUCUAUAAGCAUAUCAAUAUAUUUGACCAGCCCGAGUUAUCUCUGAGAUCAUAUUUGGAUAUAUAACUAGUCCUGUCUUUCGAUGUAGCCACAUGUUUUUGAAAUGUUUAGGUUUUUCUCACUAUUUAGUUUUUAAACAUAUGGCAUAGAGUUACAUUUCAUAUUAAAUUGUAAAAUAAAUAUUGCAUUUUCAAAUAAAGAACAAGGGCUUUGAAAUGAAUUAAAAGUUUUAUAUAUUUACAAAAAUGGUCCAAUUAUUGGGGGGUCCUUUUGACUGGCAGGAGUUGUAGGAUGUGUGCUGCAUCUGAACAUUUGCUGUAAAUAAAAUCAGUGUUUUUUUUCUGAACAAAACUGUGCCUUAUAACAAUGUAAAUGUCUGAUUUGACACAGUAUUGGAAUAUGAAAAGCUCAAUAAACACUGUAAGGACAA
Molecule: messenger RNA, 2643 nt
Organism: Eleginops maclovinus (Patagonian blennie)
Lineage: Eukaryota; Metazoa; Chordata; Actinopteri; Perciformes; Eleginopidae
Gene: mob1a
Product: MOB kinase activator 1A
Exons: 6
Coding region: 160-810 (216 amino acids)
Biological process (GO): hippo signaling; positive regulation of protein phosphorylation
Cellular component (GO): nucleus; cytoplasm
Molecular function (GO): protein kinase activator activity
Source: RefSeq, a predicted model, not a curated record